AUGGCGCCGCUUGCCGCUGCGUGGGCCGCCGUGCUCGGCUCCGGCCUGCUGGCGGCGGCCGAGGGCAAGGCAGCGAGCUCGAACCCCUUCCAGGGACAGGCGUUCUAUGUCAACCCCGUGAACGCCAAGGAGUUCGACGGGUCCAUUGCGAAGGCCACGGGCAAGACGAAGGAGAACUUGCUGAAGAUGCAGAAGGUGCCCUCCGCCUACUGGAUCGACGUGAAGGCCAAAGUGCGCGGUACAGACACCAAGAGCCUCGAGGGCAUCCUCAAGGACGCCUCGAGCAAGUCGCCCCCAGAGCUCGUGGUGGUCAUCUGGUACGACCUCCCGAACCGCGACUGCGAUGCCCUGGCCUCCAACGGUGAGAUCUGCUGCUACGCGGGCGAGGACGGAAGGUGCGACUACGAUAAGACGGGGGACUGUGCCGAGGGCAUCGAAGAGUACAAGACGGAGUACGCCGACCCCUUCAUCAAGGUGCUCAAGGAGUACGAGUCCAAGCUGCCCAUCGUGGUCGUCGUCGAGCCCGACAGCCUGCCAAACCUCGCGACCAAUCUGGGCCACCCGCACUGUGGCAACCCCGCCACCCAGGCCGCCUACACGAAGGGCAUCGGCUACGCGCUGGAGCAGCUGACGACCCAGGUGCCGAAGGUGUCAGUCUACCUGGACGCAGCUCACGGCGGCUGGGUCGGCUGGGAGGAUAACCUGGAGAAGUUCAUGGCCCUGUUGAAGAAGGCUGCCUUCCCAAUGGCGAAGAUCCGCGGCUUUGCCACGAACGUCGCGAACUACCAGCCGUUGGGCCAGAUGUGCCCAUUCUGCCCCGACCAGGGCUGGCGCAACGCAUACUGCCUCAACGGCCGGCACAAGACAGACCCCUGCUGCGCGGACCCCUGCGACCUGCUGGGGCAGUACAGCGCCGGCAACAACGAGCUCAACUACGCCCAGGACCUCAUCCUGGCGGCGAACGACCUGCUCGGCAUGGACGCGCACGCCAUCAUCGACACCGGGAGGAACGGCGUCGCGGACAUGCGCCAGGACUGCAAGAACUGGUGCAAUCCCCGCAACGCUGGCGCCGGAGUCCCGUCCACCACCGACGUGGCCAACGCCAGCAUGAUCGACGCCUACUUCUGGCUGAAGACGCCGGGCGAGUCGGACGGCUGCAGCCAGGAACUGCCCGACGGCGGCGCGUGCCCGCGCUUCGACAACAUGUGCGGCUCCAGCGAUUCCAUCGGCUCCCAGACGACCGAGCCCAGGGCUCCCGAGGCCGGCGCAUGGUUCGACUACCAGGUGCAGCAGCUGGCCCUCAACGCAAAUUUCGAGCCGCCGGCAACCUCUGCACACGCCGCUGGCGGCAGCGCCGCCACGGGGUUUGGGUCAUGCGGCGCGGACCUGCAGCAGCAGCAGCAGCAGCAGCAGCCCCAGCAGUCGCAGGUCACGCUCCAGCAGCCCAGCCAGGUGCAGCAGCAGGGCAACCCCUGGCUCCAGCAGGCCACGCAGCAGGUGGCGGACGUGCAGGGCACUCCCGCGACCGAGGCCUUCUGCUGCUUCGCGGGCAGCGGCGCCGACUUCUGCGCCCCGGACGGCUGCGUCCCCGCUGCGAAGUACUCGUCUGACACCAAGUGCGGGGCGUCACAGGAGAGCUGCAAGGCGUGUGCAAGCCAGGGGCAGUGGUGCCCAGCACAGCCUGCACAGCCUGCGCAGCCGCAGACUGCACAGCAGCAGCAGCAGCAGCAGCAGCAGCAGCAGCAGCAGCCUGCGCAGCAGCCGCUGCAGCCAGUGCAGGCGGGUGCCGCGCUGGCUGGCGGCGCGUGCUCGGCGGCCUACCAGCAGUGCGGCGGGGUGCAGUGGACCGGCCCGACAUGCUGCGCAGAAGGCUCGACCUGCACGCAGAACGGCGACUACUACAGCCAGUGCACGCCAUCCGCCGGCGCGUUCGGCGGGGUGCAGCAGAGCGUCGGCGCCCUCGCAGGGGUGGACAGCUUGCUCGGGAUCAUGAAGAAGGACGACGAGAGCCGCGCGGACGGGCAGAGCGCCCUCGGCCACGGCGGCCGGCGGACGUCCUUCGGGCAGGCAGCGCUGCUUUUCGCCACCGUGCCUCUGCUGAUCGCGGCCGCCGGCGUCGCGUGCCGCCGCAGCUCCGGGCGCCCCAGCGGCGGCUUCCUGCGCCUCCCAGGCGGCGCGUCGCGCCAGGAGCUCACGGCGAUGGAGGCAGGGCUCUGGCGCGGGGCGGAGCUCUUCGCGCAGUACCUCGCCUUCUCGCACGGGGUGCCAGCCUGCCCUGACUGCAGGCUCACGUGUCCGGGGGCCAUCCUUACGUGCCCCCCCUGCCCGGUGGCCAACCUGAGCUGCCCAGCCCCGGUGGUGCAGCUUGCGUGCCCCCAGCCGCCGCCCGUCAACCUCUCGUGCCCCGCCGUGUACCCCUUGCGGGCCGAGGGCGACGUCCUCGGCUUCGACGGAGCUUCCGUGGCCGUCGGCGGCAUCACGGGGGCUCUGGGGGCGCGUGAGAUGGCCGCCCCAGGGGACUGGCUGCUGAUCAGGUACGAGGUUCCGGGGCCCGAGAUCUUCCAUGAGCGGGUGGUCACGGGUGUUUCCGAGACGGAGCCGUCGCUGGUGGCCAACCACACCAACGACGGCGACCACUAUGCCGAGGACGUGAGCCAGCAGAAUGACGAUAUCGCCGAGGUGAGGUGGAUAGCUCGGCCUGGAGACACUCCCGCGGGCGUGGACCCGCGACGCAUCUACAGGUUUCGCAACCCGCCCGACGCGGCCUUGAUGGAGCAGCUCAAGCGGGACGGUGCGCUCAUGGUCGGGGGCCGCGUCGGGCAGGUGGCGCCAGCUCUGGCGGGAGGCGCCCCCCAGGCCGCGGCGGGAGCACCCGGCGCUGGAGCGGGCGCGGCUCGUGGCCCGGGGAUCGCGGGCGUCGUCGGGACUACCACAGAUACACCAGGGGGCAGCAGCUCCCCGACCCGCUCGCUCCCUGACGGGUCGACCAUCGUUGGUGACUGCGCGGUGGUCGAGCUCCCAGCUGGCAAGAUCGUGGCCCGCCUCGUCGCCCGCCGCGACCUGGACAGCUACGUGGUCGACGACCUCAGGGUCAUGCAGGUGAAGUUCAACAACGAGGGGGUGCGGCGGAGGCCUUUCGCCGAGGCGGUCGACAACCAAGACGAGGUCGCCAUCCAGAAGGAGAAGCGCAAGGCGAAGGAGGAGGCCAAGCUCAGGAAGUCCGGCAAGCAUCCCCCAGGUGGCGCCACCCACGAGGCCGGGGGCUUCGGAGUGCGUCCGCCGCAGGUGAAGGCUGCCCCAAGAGCCAACACCAUGUAUACACGCCGUGAGGCCGCUCGUGAGCUUCUGGCUAUCAACCUCUCGUACACAGGCGAGGAGGCUAAGAGUCCGGUGGUGCGGUAUGACAGAUCUCGAGUAGACAUCCCCAGAGUGGGCUCGUCGGUGCCACGGGUCGAGGCUGUGAUCGACCCCGUCGGGAGGGAGUAUCUGCUGCACUUCGAGGCGCGCAUGCUGCGCUCUGCUGAUGAGUGGGGCAGGAUCGUGGAGACCGAGCCCCCCAUCACCCCUUACAUGGGCGAGUACCUGCGGAAGCAUGACGACGCCUACGUGACGUUCGUGAGCGACCUCGUGUCCGCGGGCAUGGUCUCCUUUACCUUCAACCGUAAGGACUUGGUGACGCCGUUCUUUGUCAGCAAGAAGAACGGCCAGCAGCGCUUGGCGCGGGGCGCCCGCAUCCCCAACAGGCGUUUCAAGCACGCGCCGCCGCAGAGCAUGGGCACCUCGGCGGCCUACGGCAGGGUCUGCCUGCAGGACGACGUCGACGAGACUGGCAGCUUCAAGGAGAUGUUGUACUGCGCGCAGGCCGACAUCCGCAACUAUUUCUACGCAUUCGGUCUGAGGGAGGAGCUCGGACUGUUCUUCUCGCUCCCGCCGGUGCCCGAGGCUAUGUUGUCACAGUGGGGGUGCAGCGCGGUCGACUCGCCCCAGGUGGAGCGCGGGGGUUGGGUCUGGCCCUUCCUCUCCGUGGUUCCGAUGGGAUGGAACUGGGCCUUCUGGCUGGGGCAGCGCUGCAACGUCUUUCGAUGCCUGCAGGCUGCCUCGGUGGGUCCUGAGCGCCUGCUCACGGACCAUGGUCCAGUUCCGUCCCUGGGGGAGGGUAGGCCGCGUCUGCUCCCUUAUUGUGAUAACAUAAACCUGGUGGGGACAGACCCGCACCAGUGUGACAAGAUGUUAGACGAUAUAAUUUCCAGCUGGACUUCCCUCGGCGUUGAGAUCCACGAGGUCGCACGAGCCUCGCCCACCUUCUCCAGCUCGGGCCGUCUCGUCGACGGGGUGCAGGGGAUGGUCUUCUCACGCCCAGAGCGCACUGAUAGGAAGUCUGCUCUUGCGUCCAGCUUCGGGGAGGGCUCCAACGAGGACACGGACGGGGACCCGUGCGAGGCCAUCUUCGGGGAGGGCUCCAACGAGGACACCUACGGGGACCCGCGCGAGGACCCCUGGGAGCUCAAUCCGGACUUCGCCGAGGUUCCACACAGCGUGCUCAGCGAGGAGGCCUGGACCGAAGUGUUCGCGGCCCCGUUCCACGUAUCGGAAAGCAUCACGGUCUUGGAGGGGAGGGCCAGCAACGCGGCCUCUAGGCACAUCCUCAGGUCCACGAGGGCCUUCAACAAGCGGCACCUGAAGCUCGGGGACAAUCUGGGGACCGUCUUGGCGCUGUCUCGGGGCAGGUGCUCAGCCUUUGGCCUGCUCCUGUGCUGCCGCCGAGAGGCAGCCUACUCCGUCGCAGCCAAUGUUCGGUUCGAGAAUCGCUGGAUCCCGUCUGAGCUGAACCACUUGGACAAGGGUUCACGCCGGUGGGAGCGCCCGCAUGGAGACCUCGCGGAGCGAUCGGCGAGGCGGGCGGCGGCCGCAGGGACCUUCCGGCUGGUGCCCGCGGGCUCGCAGUCGUUUCUGGAGACCAACGCCGUGGCUCCCGACACCCAGAAGACCUACGCGGAGUGCAUGGUCGAGCUCAGGCAGUUUGUCGCCGUGAACGGGCUCUCGCUCGACACCCCCGCGGCGGCCGACCUGGCGCUGACGAACUACGCCAACUUCGCCUGGGCCGAGGGUCUCGACAAGGGCGCGGUCCAGCGGGUCUACGCGGCGUUCGUCUCGGAGCACCCCGACUUUUCCCGGCGCGGUGGGCUGCGCCUCCCGCGGCUGUCGCGGGCGCUGCAGGGGCGGGAGCGGCUCGACCCAGGAGUCAUGAUCACGACCCUCAAGCAGCCAGCGGCCGCCCUGAUGGUGCUCACCAUGUUCCUGGCCUACCUGCGCCCCUCCGAGGCGGAAGGCCUUCUGGAGCAGGACCUGGUGCCGCCCGCGACGUCGUCGCCUUUCUUCGCCGUGAACCUGCGCCCCAGCGACCGCGGCGAGGUGAGCAAGGUCAGGCUGUCCGACGAGUCCCUCCUGCUGGACCCCACGGAGGCGCUGUGGCUCGGGGAGGCGCUCCAGAGCUUGAAGGCGGGGCUGCCCUCUCGGCCGCUCUUCGACCUGACGGUGCUGCAGCUGCGGGGCGUCUGGGCCGCCGCGCUCCGCGCCCUGGGCAUCCCCAACAGGUUCGCGCUGCGCCAGCUCCUGCACGGGGGCCCCCCCCACGACCGGCUCCGGCGGCAGCGCUCGCUGCCCGAGAUCAAGGAGCGCGGAAGGUGGGCCUCCGACAAGAGCGUCAGGCGCUACGAGGCCCACGCCCUCGUCCAGCAGCAGGCGGCCCGCCAGCGGCCCCGCGGGCCUGCCGAGCAAGGCCCUCCGCGCCGCUUCGGGCCGCCGCCCGGUCUCAGCUCAGGGAUCCCGCCCUUCGCCGAGCUCAUGUGCGGGUCCGCUCACCUCGCGGCCGCCGUCGGCGAGUGCGGGCUUGCUGCCGAGGGCUGGGACUACACCGACGGGGCUGCGGCCGACCUCGAGGCCCCCGCAGUGAUCGAGGGCUUCCGGCAGCGCAUCCGCCAGCGUCGACUGUGCGGCCUGCACUUCGGCCUGGAUUGCAAGACUUGCUGGGGCCGCGAAGUCGGCGUGAUGGCGCCGCUUGCCGCUGCGUGGGCCGCCGUGCUCGGCUCCGGCCUGCUGGCGGCGGCCGAGGGCAAGGCAGCGAGCUCGAACCCCUUCCAGGGACAGGCGUUCUAUGUCAACCCCGUGAACGCCAAGGAGUUCGACGGGUCCAUUGCGAAGGCCACGGGCAAGACGAAGGAGAACUUGCUGAAGAUGCAGAAGGUGCCCUCCGCCUACUGGAUCGACGUGAAGGCCAAAGUGCGCGGUACAGACACCAAGAGCCUCGAGGGCAUCCUCAAGGACGCCUCCAGCAAGUCGCCCCCAGAGCUCGUGGUGGUCAUCUGGUACGACCUCCCGAACCGCGACUGCGAUGCCCUGGCCUCCAACGGUGAGAUCUGCUGCUACGCGGGCGAGGACGGAAGGUGCGACUACGAUAAGACGGGGGACUGUGCCGAGGGCAUCGAAGAGUACAAGACGGAGUACGCCGACCCCUUCAUCAAGGUGCUCAAGGAGUACGAGUCCAAGCUGCCCAUCGUGGUCGUCGUCGAGCCCGACAGCCUGCCAAACCUCGCGACCAAUCUGGGCCACCCGCACUGUGGCAACCCCGCCACCCAGGCCGCCUACACGAAGGGCAUCGGCUACGCGCUGGAGCAGCUGACGACCCAGGUGCCGAAGGUGUCAGUCUACCUGGACGCAGCUCACGGCGGCUGGGUCGGCUGGGAGGAUAACCUGGAGAAGUUCAUGGCCCUGUUGAAGAAGGCUGCCUUCCCAAUGGCGAAGAUCCGCGGCUUUGCCACGAACGUCGCGAACUACCAGCCGUUGGGCCAGAUGUGCCCAUUCUGCCCCGACCAGGGCUGGCGCAACGCAUACUGCCUCAACGGCCGGCACAAGACAGACCCCUGCUGCGCGGACCCCUGCGACCUGCUGGGGCAGUACAGCGCCGGCAACAACGAGCUCAACUACGCCCAGGACCUCAUCCUGGCGGCGAACGACCUGCUCGGCAUGGACGCGCACGCCAUCAUCGACACCGGAAGGAACGGCGUCGCGGACAUGCGCCAGGACUGCAAGAACUGGUGCAAUCCCCGCAACGCCGGCGCCGGAGUCCCGUCCACCACCGACGUGGCCAACGCCAGCAUGAUCGACGCCUACUUCUGGCUGAAGACGCCGGGCGAGUCGGACGGCUGCAGCCAGGAACUGCCCGACGGCGGCGCGUGCCCGCGCUUCGACAACAUGUGCGGCUCCAGCGAUUCCAUCGGCUCCCAGACGACCGAGCCCAGGGCUCCCGAGGCCGGCGCAUGGUUCGACUACCAGGUGCAGCAGCUGGCCCUCAACGCAAAUUUCGAGCCGCCGGCAACCUCUGCACACGCCGCUGGCGGCAGCGCCGCCACGGGGUUUGGGUCAUGCGGCGCGGACCUGCAGCAGCAGCAGCAGCAGCAGCAGCAGCAGCAGCCCCAGCAGCCGCAGGUCACGCUCCAGCAGCCCAGCCAGGUGCAGCAGCAGGGCAACCCCUGGCUCCAGCAGGCCACGCAGCAGGUGGCGGACGUGCAGGGCACUCCCGCGACCGAGGCCUUCUGCUGCUUCGCGGGCAGCGGCGCCGACUUCUGCGCCCCGGACGGCUGCGUCCCCGCUGCGAGGUACUCGUCUGACACCAAGUGCGGGGCGUCACAGGAGAGCUGCAAGGCGUGUGCAAGCCAGGGGCAGUGGUGCCCAGCACAGCCUGCACAGCCUGCGCAGCCGCAGACUGCACAGCAGCAGCAGCAGCAGCAGCAGCAGCAGCAGCCUGCGCAGCAGCCGCUGCAGCCAGUGCAGGCGGGUGCCGCGCUGGCUGGCGGCGCGUGCUCGGCGGCCUACCAGCAGUGCGGCGGGGUGCAGUGGACCGGCCCGACAUGCUGCGCAGAAGGCUCGACCUGCACGCAGAACGGCGACUACUACAGCCAGUGCACGCCAUCCGCCGGCGCGUUCGGCGGGGUGCAGCAGAGCGUCGGCGCCCUCGCAGGGGUGGACAGCUUGCUCGGGAUCAUGAAGAAGGACGACGAGAGCCGCGCGGACGGGCAGAGCGCCCUCGGCCACGGCGGCCGGCGGACGUCCUUCGGGCAGGCAGCGCUGCUUUUCGCCACCGUGCCUCUGCUGAUCGCGGCCGCCGGCGUCGCGUGCCGCCGCAGCUCCGGGCGCCCCAGCGGCGGCUUCCUGCGCCUCCCAGGCGGCGCGUCGCGCCAGGAGCUCACGGCGAUGGAGGGCUUGCUUGCAGAGUCCACGCUCAAUUUGCUUGGCCAGGGCCCGUGCUGGGGCCGCGAAGUCGGCGUGAUGGCGCCGCUUGCCGCUGCGUGGGCCGCCGUGCUCGGCUCCGGCCUGCUGGCGGCGGCCGAGGGCAAGGCAGCGAGCUCGAACCCCUUCCAGGGACAGGCGUUCUAUGUCAACCCCGUGAACGCCAAGGAGUUCGACGGGUCCAUUGCGAAGGCCACGGGCAAGACGAAGGAGAACUUGCUGAAGAUGCAGAAGGUGCCCUCCGCCUACUGGAUCGACGUGAAGGCCAAAGUGCGCGGUACAGACACCAAGAGCCUCGAGGGCAUCCUCAAGGACGCCUCCAGCAAGUCGCCCCCAGAGCUCGUGGUGGUCAUCUGGUACGACCUCCCGAACCGCGACUGCGAUGCCCUGGCCUCCAACGGUGAGAUCUGCUGCUACGCGGGCGAGGACGGAAGGUGCGACUACGAUAAGACGGGGGACUGUGCCGAGGGCAUCGAAGAGUACAAGACGGAGUACGCCGACCCCUUCAUCAAGGUGCUCAAGGAGUACGAGUCCAAGCUGCCCAUCGUGGUCGUCGUCGAGCCCGACAGCCUGCCAAACCUCGCGACCAAUCUGGGCCACCCGCACUGUGGCAACCCCGCCACCCAGGCCGCCUACACGAAGGGCAUCGGCUACGCGCUGGAGCAGCUGACGACCCAGGUGCCGAAGGUGUCAGUCUACCUGGACGCAGCUCACGGCGGCUGGGUCGGCUGGGAGGAUAACCUGGAGAAGUUCAUGGCCCUGUUGAAGAAGGCUGCCUUCCCUAUGGCGAAGAUCCGCGGCUUUGCCACGAACGUCGCGAACUACCAGCCGUUGGGCCAGAUGUGCCCAUUCUGCCCCGACCAGGGCUGGCGCAACGCAUACUGCCUCAAUGGCCGGCACAAGACAGACCCCUGCUGCGCGGACCCCUGCGACCUGCUGGGGCAGUACAGCGCUGGCAACAACGAGCUCAACUACGCCCAGGACCUCAUCCUGGCGGCGAACGACCUGCUCGGCAUGGACGCGCACGCCGUCAUCGACACCGGGAGGAACGGCGUCGCGGACAUGCGCCAGGACUGCAAGAAUUGGUGCAAUCCCCGCAACGCCGGCGCCGGAGUACCGUCCACCACCGACGUGGCCAACACCAGCAUGAUCGACGCCUACUUCUGGCUGAAGACGCCGGGCGAGUCGGACGGCUGCAGCCAGGAACUGCCCGACGGCGGCGCGUGCCCGCGCUUCGACAACAUGUGCGGCUCCAGCGAUUCCAUCGGCUCCCAGACGACCGAGCCCAGGGCUCCCGAGGCCGGCGCAUGGUUCGACUACCAGGUGCAGCAGCUGGCCCUCAACGCAAACUUCGAGCCGCCGGCAACCUCUGCACACGCCGCUGGCGGCAGCGCCGCCACGGGGUUUGGGUCAUGCGGCGCGGUGCAGCAGCAGGGCAACCCCUGGCUCCAGCAGGCCACGCAGCAGGUGGCGGACGUGCAGGGCACUCCCGCGACCGAGGCCUUCUGCUGCUUCGCGGGCAGCGGCGCCGACUUCUGCGCCCCGGACGGCUGCGUCCCCGCUGCGAAGUACUCGUCUGACACCAAGUGCGGGGCGUCACAGGCGAGCUGCAAGGCGUGUGCAAGCCAGGGGCAGUGGUGCCCAGCACAGCCUGCACAGCCUGCGCAGCCGCAGACUGCACAGCAGCAGCAGCAGCAGCAGCAGCAGCAGCAGCAGCAGCAGCAGCAGCAGCAGCAGCCUGCGCAGCAGCCGCUGCAGCCAGUGCAGGCGGGUGCCGCGCUGGCUGGCGGCGCGUGCUCGGCGGCCUACCAGCAGUGCGGCGGGGUGCAGUGGACCGGCCCGACAUGCUGCGCAGAAGGCUCGACCUGCACGCAGAACGGCGACUACUACAGCCAGUGCACGCCAUCCGCCGGCGCGUUCGGCGGGGUGCAGCAGAGCGUCGGCGCCCUCGCAGGGGUGGACAGCCUGCUCGGGAUCAUGAAGAAGGACGACGAGAGCCGCGCGGACGGGCAGAGCGCCCUCGGCCACGGCGGCCGGCGGACGUCCUUCGGGCAGGCAGCGCUGCUUUUCGUCACCGUGCCUCUGCUGAUCGCGGCCGCCGGCGUCGCGUGCCGCCGCAGCUCCAGGCGCCCCAGCGGCGGCUUCCUGCGCCUCCCAGGCGGCGCGUCGCGCCAGGAGCUCACGGCGAUGGAGCCGUAG
Prorocentrum cordatum is the source of this 10485-nucleotide messenger RNA. NCBI's taxonomy places the organism in Eukaryota, Dinophyceae, Prorocentrales, Prorocentraceae. The record is from the annotation of a GenBank genome assembly.